AUGGAAGACAGGUUCUCCAAGAGUAGUCACCCAUCAACAGUAACCUAUGAAAAGCAUUGCAUCUUCAGGCUUUCUAGGAGGCUCAACAACAUAAACGGUAAGUCACUCGAUCCCCAGGUGGUCGCCCUCGGCCUCGGGCCAUACCACCACGGCAAGCCUCAGCUCCAGAAUAUGGAGGAGCUCAAGUGGCGGUGGCUCGCCUCCUUUAUGGAGAGUAAAAAGGGAAAAUUAGAGGAGUGCUUGAUACAAUUACGUCCACUUGAAAAGGAAGUCAGGGAGUGUUAUUCCGAAACCAUCAAGCUUAGUGCCGAUGAGCUCCUUCAAAUGAUGGUCGUUGAUGGUUGUUUUAUAUUAAUGUUGUUUAUCAGCGCUAGAGUAAAUCUAGAUCUAGGUAAAGCGUACAUGGACCUCAAACUUAUAUACGAGCUAGAUAUGGUAAUAUUACCCAAGAUAUACAGGGACUUGCUCCUGCUUGAGAAUCAGAUCCCAUCUUGUGUUCUCAAGACGUUAUAUAAAAUUUGCAUUAGAUCUAAGUCCUUGUUUGUUAUCGCCACCAAAUUUUUUAGGUCCAUAUCUGUCAUCCCAGAAUUCACAAACAUACUUGAUUCGCUCGAAUGGUUGCAUUUGCUGGACCUUGUUCGGAUGAUAUUUAUCUCACGUCGUCAUAAUAAAGAAAUUCGGAGAACAGACGAUUAUGGACCAUUCAAUCUAAUUCCCUGUGUCACAAAGCUACGCCGUGCAGGGAUUAAGGUCAAUCGGCAUAUGGCGGACAGCUUCUUGGAUGUGAAAUUCAACAACGGUGUGAUUGAAAUGCCCGAUAUAAAUCUCAACAACAAAAUGUGCUCGUUGCUAGUGAACUGCGUGGCAUUCGAGCAAUACUCGUGCAACAUUUUCAAACAUUUUUCGAUUUACGCUAUGUUGCUGGACUGCCUUGUCAACACUGCUAGGGACGUCGACCACCUUUAUGACCGUCACGUCAUUGACAAUUUCUUUGGGACCGACGCCGAGACUGCGCAAUUCAUCAAUAACUUGGGCAAGGACUUGAUCAUAAAUAAAGAUCACAGUCAUGAUAACGAUAACUCUUUUUUGUUGGAGCUUUUUGGAGAUGUAAACAAGUAUUAUCAGAAACGGAUGAAUAAUUGGGGCAAUUGGCAGUGGACAAGUGAGCACGAGUAUUUUGGAAAGCCAUGGUUGUUGAUUUCGGCAUUUGUUGGGUUUGUGCUCCUAGUGCUUACAUUUUUGCAGACCUUCUACACCAUGUAUGCCUAUGUGCAUCCUAAAAACUAA
Messenger RNA from Corylus avellana, 1287 nucleotides. The record is from RefSeq and is a predicted model, not a curated record. NCBI's taxonomy places the organism in Eukaryota, Viridiplantae, Streptophyta, Magnoliopsida, Fagales, Betulaceae.